This is a messenger RNA of Penicillium malachiteum, 1017 nucleotides long. It is a transcript of the gene hapB, whose product is annotated as CCAAT-binding transcription factor subunit HAPB. The coding region runs from base 1 to 1017 and encodes 338 amino acids. The record is from RefSeq and is a predicted model, not a curated record. Gene Ontology annotation, cellular component: CCAAT-binding factor complex. Lineage: Eukaryota; Fungi; Ascomycota; Eurotiomycetes; Eurotiales; Aspergillaceae. The transcript has 2 exons. Gene Ontology annotation, biological process: regulation of transcription by RNA polymerase II. Gene Ontology annotation, molecular function: DNA-binding transcription factor activity, RNA polymerase II-specific; RNA polymerase II cis-regulatory region sequence-specific DNA binding.
AUGGAAUACCCUCCACAGUAUCAACAGCCUCAUGGCCAACAUCCACAUGCUCCGUCGCAUAUUCCUGGGCCUUAUCAAACGGGCCCGCCAAAUGCUGGUCCUCCAGUUGGGUCCAUGGCAUCCCCUACCAACCCCCAGGCGCCUAUGCAACAGUCACACUCCGCUCAUCAGACCUCCCCCAUCGUUCCAUCUCAACAGCAUUAUCAACAAGGCCCAAAUGCGCCGGGUGCCGUCCACCAGCAGAUGAACUUCCCACAAGGCUAUGGAGUCACUACCGCUAUGCCUCAAUCAUAUGGUAUCUCACCAACCCAGGCUGCUGCCAUGGCUACUGCUGCCGCGUCGGGUCAGUUUUACCCACUUCAUCAGGAUGUGACCGGUCAAAUGGCGCAAGGGUCUCGGGGCUCUCCACGCAUGGCAGGGGUACAGAUGAAGCCUGAUCGGAACCCUCGAUCCCCACCACAGAUGCCCGGCCAGAUGCCUCCGAUGGGCUCUCAAGUUCAGAUGGCCCCCAACAACCAACUGCCACCGCGUCGCAUGAGUCAUCACCUCCCCCGAUGGCGGCCCCCCCAGGCCCCUGUACAACAGAGUCAACCCUCCCCUGAGAUGGUUGCCGGAAGCAACCAAGAAGAGUCCCCGCUUUAUGUCAAUGCCAAGCAGUUCCAUCGCAUCUUGAAGCGUCGUGUUGCGCGACAGAAGCUGGAGGAACAGUUGCGCCUGACUUCUAAGGGUCGCAAGCCUUAUCUUCACGAAUCACGACACAACCAUGCGAUGCGUCGCCCUCGUGGUCCUGGUGGUCGCUUUUUGACAGCGGAUGAAGUGGCUGCCAUGGAGAAGAAGGUAGCAGAUGGUGACCCCGACCCCAUGGCUGAGAUCAUGGGCAAGGAAAAUGGCUCUGGUCAGAAGCGCAAGUCUAGCGAGGUCAACGAGGAUCAUGUGAACUUGAAGAAGUCCAAGACCAGCGCUAGUGCUGAGGCCAGUGAACAAGACUCUGCCGACGUAUCUGAUGAUGAUGGUUGA